CGUCCUGCUUUAUUUUUCUGUUGGAAUUAUACUCAUGACUGAACCCAAAACAGAACCCGGCCUUUAGAGAUGCACACGUAUGAAUCCUAAAAACUGCUGUCACUACACUGAGUCAUCGUUGUUACUGAGAAAGCCUGGUCAAAAGUUUGCUUCCCUGUUGGAGAACUAUAUGUUUAUUUGCACUUAAAGUAUUUUUCACUGAACAAACAAGUCACACAUCAUCUCGGCUUAACUUCCAUUCAUACAAAGGGUGUGUGGUCAGCGGCCUUCUUUUCAGCUGCAGGAAUACGAACAAAAUGACACCUCCUUUUAUACAGCCCGUUCAAGGCGGGAACUUUGGGUCAAUAUUACAGUUUGCCGUUCUGUAUAAAACAUACUAACACAGAAUUGUUUUUCUGCUGCAGACAGUGGAGAGCUGUUAUCAACACUGGUGCUAAAUGGGGACACAUCACGCCACUUUUGCUUCUGGAACGCAGGCAUGCUAAAAUCACAGCAGCAUAAUGCCACCGCUGUUGGGUUCACUGUAAAAAAAAGCAAAACCGCCCUAACGAUUUCUUAUUGUAGGAAGUGACUUAUACACAAUUUACACAAUACCAUUUUGUCCUACAACCAAAAUAUGGAUGAUAGCUGAGUUCAAACAUAGCGUCCGUAGCCCCUUAGAGACAUGCACGUGUUACUUAAAUGUUAUAGGAAUUUUUACAUGUUGCGCUGAGUCACUUAACGUGAAAGUCAUAACGACAAUUUGGUUUUCACACACUUAAGUUUUGUAAUUCUCCUUUACUUUCAGUCUGCAUGCGCAAAAUUACGUGCUUUUUAUUCAGAAAAUACAAUUAACUCAAUCUAACUUUCUAAUUGUUUGUUUGUUGUGUUUCUGCUGUUCACAUUUGAUUCAGCUUAAACGCACAGUAUGUAAUUUCUGCCGCUAGGGGUCUCCCACAUCAAAACAAAAAACAAAAGACGUAGUUUGAUGACAUCGUGAAGUUGCGUGAGAUCAUGGGGGUCUUCAUUGUUAAUCAACCACCAUUGCAGAUGAAAAUCUAUCUGACCUGACUCAGGCCAUGGGUUUCUUUAAAGGCAUGUCUUUCCCGCUGGCCAGCAUCACCGUCUACAACUCAGUGGUGUUUGGCUUCUUCAGUAACACACAGAGACUUAUAAGCAAGUAUCGUUAUGGCGAUGGGCGGCAUCCCUGUGGCAUGCUGGACCUGACUGUGGCCAGCAUGCUGACUGGACUGGUAUCAGUGGGCCUGGGAGCCCCGGUGGAUCUGGUGAAGAUCAGACUGCAAUUGCAGACUCAGACGGUUCUAGCAGAGAACGUGCACCUUGCUGGCAACGUAUCGAGCUGCACCAACAUCCCUCUGCGCUCCGUCGACAUCCAUAGCCAGAGACUCUACCGAGGUCCCAUCCAUUGCAUCAUUAGCAUCCUGCAGACCGAGGGCCUGCAGGGCCUGUACAGGGGAGCCGGGGCCAUGAUCCUGAGGGACGUUCCUGGAUACAUGCUCUACUUCAUCCCUUACACCAUCUUCUGCGACCUGCUGAAGCCAGACGCCACGUCAAGCCCUCAUCCGUGUUUCAUCGGGCUGGCUGGAGGACUAGCAGGGUCCAUUUCCUGGGUCACGGCCACGCCAGCUGAUGUGGUGAAGAGUCGAAUGCAGGCGGACGCUCAGCCGCAGAGGAAGUACAGGGGAAUUUUACACUGCAUCAUCCUCAGCUACAAGACAGAGGGCGCUCAGGUUUUCUUCCGCGGAGCGUCAGUAAAUGCCAUCAGAGGCUUCCCGAUGAGCGCCACCAUGUUCCUGACCUACGAACUCUCCCUGCAGUUCUUCAGGGGUCUCUAGGACAAAAGGAAACAUGUUGGUGGUAAAAGAAAUCCCACUCCGAUUUUUGGCAAUUGAGUGCACAGCAAACAGACCUCAGUUUCUUUGUGGCAAGAGAUUGGUUGCAGUUUAUUGUAGCUGUGGGUCAGCUGCUUCUGAGCUGAUGCAAAAACACUGAACACACCACGGCUACGGCGGAGCGGUUGGAGACGAUUGUGGCCGUUUGACAAUGCUUGUGAUUCCACCAUACAGAAAAUGCAUCUAUUUUUGACAGAGGUCCUAUCUUUACAAUUAAGACAGACAAAGAAAGAAACCAGUUAACUACGUAGCCCAUUUACCCAUGGUACAAGCACAAAAAUCAAGGAAAAAUUAUCAAAAUCAACUAAAUCUGAGAAAGUGGGAAAAACCAGGCAGACAAAAUGCUCCACUCCUGAAACGCUUCCUGUGAGGGAUGAAGCCUUGCAGAGGACUAAACAAACCAGGAAAAAAAUGGCGCGUCUAAUAAACAGGCUACACGAUUGUCAAGCUAUCAGGUGUGAGAGUAAUGGGAACGUACCAGUCCUUUGGAGAUGUACAUCUACGGAAAUACAACUUAUUGAGAUUGUUUAAUUAUAGCUGAGCUGAAUUGUUUCAAAUCAAAUGACAAGUCUUUACUGCAGUUGUCCAUCAGAGUAAUGUUACGGGAUGAUGCAUAGCAAAUGCAUAUUGGCAUUCUGACUUCCCCUUUUAGAUUCCACAGCUUGCACAAUGAAUUCAGGGUGUAGCCAGAGAGGAUAUGAAUCAUGUGUUUUCAUAGCCACGAGAUUGCCUAUCCUUAAAUCUUUUCCCUAAAUUAACCCGUUCUGUAAAUGACGAGACAGCAACUGGCCUGUCAUGGCUAAAAAAAAUACCCUCUGAGCAGGUACAAUAACGGUUUUCUGUGGUGCUGGUUAGAAUAAUCUGCAAGAGCGCCGGUAAAUGGGAGUUCAGCAUAGCAAUGUCAACGGCGUAGCAACUCUCGGUACAAUGCGUCAUAGCUGAUACUAGUCGCAGUAUUAGAUCGUGCAACAGGGAUGCUAUUUUUUCCCCCCACAAAGAUAGACAUCUCUAAGCCCGGCGUGCAGACAGCCCCACAGCCUUUGAACGCUUCGCUGUGAAGUAAUGAAAUAUUGUAGCGCCGAGAUAUAUACUGACCAAAUUGUCACACAAAGAUUGUUUGAUCAAAGAUGUUUUAAACUAGCACUUUUAGUUUUGGAUGGUUGUCCUGUUAAAAGGUUCGGUGUGUGAUAUUUAGGAGGAUCUAUUGACAGAAAUGCAAUAUAAUAUCCAUAACUAUGUUUUCAGAAAGACCUUACAUAGUGAAGUGUUUUCUAUCUACAUAUCAUACACCGCGGGUCCCCUUUACAUGGAAGUCGCCAUGUUUCUACAGUAGCCCAAAUGGACAAACUGUUCUACAGAGUACGUGUCACUAUGUUGACUAAAUACAAAGAAGAAGAAGUUGUUGUUGUAGUUGUCUGGUUUAGAAGACGCAGGAGUAAAAAAGAAGUAAAAUGUAUUAAUAAUUAUUUAGCACAAUUAUUUAGCAGACAGAAUGUCUUCUGCCACCGUAGUUUCUCCUACACGCUUGGACAGUGAGGGGUGAGCAGCGACUCAGCCGCUGGUUGCAAUUCACUACCCUCACCACUAGAGGCCACUAAAAUUUACACACUGAACCUUUUUAUAAACUAAGAAUUAGGACACCAAAGUCAUCCAUGUGUUCCUGGACGGAGCCUCGACGGCAGUGCUGCGCUCUUAUGUGGUGUGUUAAGCUACUACAGGUCUAAAGUGGGGGAUUUGAGUCCGAGGCUGGACUCGAUUAAUGCCAACGUGUUACCCAUCACUGCUUUUUGACAGUACAUUUUGUGCCAACACUUAACCAUAUGCCGAACGAUGGUUCCUAACUGGCAUGAGAAAACUGCAUGUUCAAUUCCAUAGUCUGAUUUUGCCGUCAAGCCAAUAUUGCUCUGUACGUAAAGCUACAUGGUUAUUUAAAUGGCAUAAAGUCCUGGAUAGAAACUACAUCAGCCCCUUUAGUAUCUCUGGGUGUUCGGUGGCUAUUAAAAUGACUGAAUGAUGUUCAUAAGAUAAUCUAUAAAGUGACAUUAAUGUUGAUGAAACAUAACAUAGCAGUAGUUGUCAAAUAUAUGCUGACAUGGGAAAUUCUAAAAUAUUAGUAUAACAAAGCUAACUUGCACAUAGAUGCUAACUUGCACUAAAAGCACAUGGAUGAUUUUGGUUUUUAGCAUUCUCAUUAUUUAAAUGGAGGAGUUGAGUAUUUCUAAUACCAAAGAACUCUGUGUUGCUCCCGAGGUAGGUUAUGUUGUGAGUUUGGGAUCAGUCUAUCCUGUAACAGAACUUUACUUUGACAAAGACACGUGGAAGAAACCAUUAUAGUUCUGUGUGACCCUGAGAGAAAUAAGUAACACUAUAAUAUUUUGUUAUUACACAUUAUUAAAAAAAGUGUAUUGAUUUUUCUCGAAAGCAUUCUAAAACCAGAGGGGUGGAUGGUUUUUUUGUUUAGUAUUUUAUAGAAAUUGAAUUGAUUCAGUUUAAUAAAACUUUAUUUAUCCCUGUGAGGGCAAUUGCAAUAUGAAGUCUAAAAGAAAUUGUUUUACCCGAGACGUCUCGUGACCUGCAAAUCACCAAAUCAAUGUUGGUCAUCAUGUGGUCUAUGUAGAGUCAAUUAUCAGUAAGAAGGGAGCUUUGCACUUUGAUCUGAGCAAGAUGAAGUAGUCUAAAUGUAACAUUUGUAUUGCUUUUAGUCUUAGUUUGCUCUCAGUCUUUAGGUUGUUUCAGUUUUGUUUUGAUUUACGUUCCGCUGUAUUUUUGCUUGUUUGCACCUGAUCAGAAUGAUCAAACUUAAAUGACGUUGAUACAUUUCAGUUUUUUGGAUUUUGUUUUUCCAUUUGCAGUGAAUCAACUGCUCUUAUGUUGUAUUGAAAAUCAUUAUGAAGCAUUGAAAAUGACAUUAAUUCACAACAUGAAUUGUCGCUUUCAGGUGCACAUGGACUGUGUGUGCUUCCGUCUGCUUGUACAUAAUGUUUGUUUCUUAUAUUAAGAAGAGUUCAUUCUAAAUUCACAUUAAUCUUCUUCCCAUUAUACGAUUAAAAUUCAUGAAUUCAGAUACACAGGAAGCUUUGCAGCAAAAUCUCAAUGUUGCUGUAUAAAGUCACUAACUGUUAAAUUUAUAGUCAAUGAUGCACAAAAGUAGUUUCAUUCUAAAAUGAAGAAAUCCUCAAUGAAAAAUAUCUUCCAAUGGUUUAAAAAAAACAACAUUUUGCAUUCACAUUUAAUCUGUUAAAACUUUCCUGCAGACCCUAACUUGUGUCAUAAACUAACACUUAUUGGAUAUUUCACAUUUUGGAGGGAAUGUCUUUAAAGAAAUGCAUUUGCCUGCCUUGUAGUUAUAUUUUAAAUAAAUUUCUUAUCAUGUAAAUAUGUUAACUGCCAUUCCAGAUGGUGGAGAGCCAGAAGUGUCUUACUGUAAAUAAAGAAAGCUUUUAAAACGCA
Messenger RNA from Micropterus dolomieu (smallmouth bass), 5342 nucleotides. It is a transcript of the gene slc25a48, whose product is annotated as solute carrier family 25 member 48. Gene Ontology annotation, molecular function: transmembrane transporter activity. The coding region runs from base 1059 to 1835 and encodes 258 amino acids. The transcript has 5 exons. Gene Ontology annotation, cellular component: mitochondrion. The record is from RefSeq and is a predicted model, not a curated record. Lineage: Eukaryota; Metazoa; Chordata; Actinopteri; Centrarchiformes; Centrarchidae. Gene Ontology annotation, biological process: transmembrane transport.